Messenger RNA from Heterotrigona itama, 955 nucleotides. NCBI's taxonomy places the organism in Eukaryota, Metazoa, Arthropoda, Insecta, Hymenoptera, Apidae. The record is from the annotation of a GenBank genome assembly.
AAGCUUUUUGUUGCAAUGGAUUUUGGUGGUGAUAUUCACAGUCACUAUCAUUUAUUUAAAGAUGAAACUAAAUUUCCUGGAGGACCACUACAAAGUAUUGCGUAGGCGUUACAAUAGUCAAUUAAUCUUAUUAAUUUGUAACAGCAAACGUUUCAUCCUUUUAAUAUUUCGUUCUGUUAAAGGUGAUGGAAUAACAUAGGUAUCCUAUCGUACUUCCAGACAAUGCCAUCACGCAAGAACAAAACAAUGUUCAAACUGGGAAUGAAGUUAGCGAGCAUUCUUACAAAUCAGCUUUCGAUGAUCUUAUCAUUAUCUACAACAGAGUACCGAAAACAGCAUCAACCAGCUUUGUAGGUUUGGUCUACGAUUUGUGCAAACACAAUAAAUACCACGUUUUACAUAUUAAUGUCUCUAAUAACAUGCACACUCUUACACUCCCCAAUCAGAUUUGGUGUAAGACAAACGCCUUUGUACAUAAAUAUCUUACGUAAACCUUUAGAUAGAUUCGUUUCCUAUUACUACUUUUUGAGAUACGGAGACAAUUUUAGGCCACAUUUAAUCAGAAAGAAGCAUGGAGACACUAAAGGAAAUUGGAAACAGUUGGGCACUAGAAGAAGCAAAAAGAAAUUUACAAAAACAUUAUCUACUUGUAGGAGUGACGGAAGAAUUAACAGAAUUUAUAGAAAUUUUACAAAUUGUACUUCCACGUUUUUUCAAAGGAGCCUAUAAUUCUUUCUUGCAUAAUAACAAAUCACAUUUACGUCAAACUACCCAAAAAAUUAAUCCACGGCCAGAGACAAUAGACAAAAUACAAAAAUCUGUUGUUUGGAAAAUGGAAAAUGAACUUUAUAAUUUUGCUUUGAUGCAUUUCCAUGCUGUGAAGAAACGACUUAUAAAUGCUUCUCCUCAAGAUGUGAAUCAACGAUUUAUGUAUGAAAAAAUACGUCCAAAAUAA